Molecule: messenger RNA, 1075 nt
Organism: Ectocarpus sp. CCAP 1310/34
Lineage: Eukaryota; Phaeophyceae; Ectocarpales; Ectocarpaceae
Source: the annotation of a GenBank genome assembly
UGUGCGACGAGCUCAAAGCGGUGCAUCAGGCAUCAAAUUAGCACCAGCAGCACGCCGGACGAGCACGGAGACUUGCGCGAGUUCAAGGAUCGGUUGCGACCUCUCGGACCCGGGCGGGUGGAUCUUUCUCUCGACGACAGAAGUGGUAUGGCGACGUUGGUUCUCGACAACCACGAAAGACGUAACGCCCUUUCAGGCACGAUGAUGGUCCAACUGGCCGACGCCGUGAACGAGCUGGAGAAAUGGGACAGGGGGGUAGCCCUCGUAGUACACGGGAUGGGAGGAAAUUUUUGCGCGGGGGCGGACCUCUCGCUCGCCAGGGAGCACCUGCGAACGGGCGCCGACGGCCGGUCCAUGUGCGCCCUCAUGUCCGACACGUUGACGCGUCUCAGGAGGUUGCCCGUCAUUAGCGUGGCUGCGAUCGACGGAGCGGCAGUUGGCGGGGGAGCGGAGCUCGCUACCUCUUGCGACUUCCGCGUAGUCGGGCCGGAGUCUAGCAUUCGCUUUGUGCAGGUCAAGAUGGGAGUGAGCACAGGCUGGGGCGGCGGAGCUCGAUUGGUCGGGAUCGUCGGCCGGAGGGCCGCCCUGCGACUACUGGCUUGGAGCCCGCCGCUGGCCGCCGACGAGGCAGUCGCUCUCGGCCUGGUCGACGCUGUCGCGGCGGAGGAAGGCGAAGCGCUCGCGGCGGCGCAGGAGUUCCUCGGCGGGGUCCUGACGCAAGACGCGCACGAAGCCGUGAGAGCUGUAAAAAGGGUGGUAGCGGAGGCUGACGUUCCCGUGUCGGAGCGGCUCCACCGUGCUGAGGCGCACGAAUUCUCGACCCUCUGGGGGGGAGCGCACAACAGGAUAGCGCUGGAGCCGCCUCCAUCGCCCAGGCCACCAAGGAGCUGAAAGUCGUGUUGAAGCGGCCGACGAGAUGAUUGCCAACUGACCAACGAAGGAGAUGGGCGCGAAGACACGAAAAGCGCUGAAAAGACAGAAAAUACAUCCGACGACGCAAGCACCCUGGAUUGGGAUGCUGUUGAUUGUGGAGGUUUAUCCACCAAGGGGAGGGGUAUACCCAUAGUCGUGCAUG